Molecule: messenger RNA, 621 nt
Organism: Prorocentrum cordatum
Lineage: Eukaryota; Dinophyceae; Prorocentrales; Prorocentraceae
Source: the annotation of a GenBank genome assembly
AUGAUGGCGUUCCAGCUCGAGUUCGACUGCUUCCGCUUCCCGGCCGUGAUUGGUUUCUCGGACGACAGCGGCGCCACGAACCUGAAUCUGCGCAAGAUUUUCGACCUGAAUUUGGCAGGCAUCGUCAAGAAGCCUGCGGAGAACAGCAAGGGCGACAAAGAUCAGCCUCAGGCGAGCUGCGAGCUGGUCACUGUUCAGUUCCUGUCAGGGAAUCUCGCCGAGCUGACCUCGAUCGUCAUGGAAUUCCUGCAGGUGGCCAGCCGCCUGUCUGCGAAUGGCGUGGUGCUGCAGGCACGAGCAGUUCGGCUGCCCGACCUCGACGUCGCCAAGCACCUCGAGCUCGACGUCGACAAGCUCCUCGACCUCCACGUCGAUAUCGACUCGCGCCUCUCGAUCAACGUCGACGCGGACGCCGUCGACGGGGUCUUCCACCACGAGUACCCGCGCCAGCCGCGGCAGCAAGGAGCGGGCAGCGGGGAGGGCGUGGCUUCGGUGGGUGCUUGCAGUUUGCUCCUGGAGUUUGGCGUAGUGGACGGUUGCCGUUUGAUCCGAAGUGCUGGCUCCGGCGGGGGGUUGCCUUUUGAUCCAGGGUGCCAUGUGCAGUGGAGAGUUGCCGUUUGA